GACGAGGAGAGCAUGAUUUUGUAUAUACAACUAUACUAUACUCUUCCUUUCAAGAGCAACAAGAGUACAUAGGUCCUAUUUUGUUCGUUGCGCCACCUGCUAUUUUUUUCUCUCCUGCCGAUUUCAAUGGCUGUUGAGAAGUGCACUUGGCUUUCUUUUGUUUCGAUGCUAAUAGAAAUAAAAGCAUUGACUUGACUUGAUUUGACUUUUAGCUGUUAGCCUCUCAAAUAAUAUUCUUUUUAUUAUUAUUAUCAGUAUUUGUAACUCCUGCAUUUACCUGAACGAUUCUGUUUGAUGGAGGAGAAGAAAUAUCAGGAUGAAAGGAAGAUCAUUUCUUCUCGAAAAACUAUCGAUUGUCCCUGUCCUGAUAGCACCAAAUUUGGCAAUAAAAAAUGUCGAGAAAUAGACGUGGAUUACGUUGUAAAUAAAUUGCACGAACUGAUAUCCGAUCCGGUAACUCAAAAUGAUGUAUCACGAAUCUCUAGACUGUUGUACGAUUAUCAGGAAUAUCUCAGCGAUCGGGCUUACAUGGUAAAACAUUUACCGAAGGUAAUCAAAGUAUUAGAAUUCUUAGCAACGAAUGCAAAUAGCGUUGAAGAUUAUCAUUCACAUCUCGAUCGGAUGCUAGAGUUUUCUAAUCGUCCACCUCUUUUGGAAAGCACCUAUCAGAGUCUCGUUUGUUUAGACAUAAUGGAACAAUAUUUUACAUUAUUUGGCUAUCUACUAACAAUCUUACCUAACGAACAAGAGCUCCUUAAAGUGCACGAAGCCCUUCGUUCUUUAUUAAUCAGGACUGCGCCGGCUGAUUCUUCCGUCGUCAACGCUGAACUUUGUCGUACUGCUAUGGAAAGAUCGAAUCUGUCCUUUAGGGUAACCGAAAUAUUCAAAUAUACUUCCUCGCCGGAAGCAUAUUCUAACAUCUUGGAGUUGGUCUUCUUAUUAUCUUCCGUAUCCUGUGUUUCUUGUCACAAGAUGUUGGAAGCAGGUAUCCUGAAUCCCCUGCUGAUUAGAAUGGACCUUUCUUACUCGACCCAAGUGUUUUGUAAAUCCCCACCAGAUGAGCCUUUCGAAGGAGACGAGUACUCAGACGAUACAAUGUCUUUGAUAAUGAAUAUCUUAUGGACCCUGACGAGAUCUAUUUUACCUCCCAAAGAAGCACCAGUUGGUCUCAAGGAUCUUGGUCCUCCAACACAAUGCGCUAUGUGGGGUCUUCGUUAUGCAUUUAAAAAACAAGUUGACAAAAGUCAGAAUUGUAAAUUGAAUGCAAAACUUCGAAACGAAAUGGCGUUGCUUAUUCUUCUGAUACUUCAAAUUUUUCCACGUUAUAUCAUCAUCAGCAGUGGUAUAGCUAACGAUGUUCUAUCAUUUUUCAAUGGUUGUCUUUCUGGACAAAUUCGUGUCUGGUCUAAGGAUAUCAAAUUUCUUGCUAGCAAAGAGAAUCUCGUAUUUUUCAAAAUACUUUUAUUGAUAGUUUAUGAUUUAACUGAGAUCAAUGCCUCUAUCCCCGUAAAUCAUUUUCUUUAAUACGAUUGUAAAAAUAUUACUGGGAGAGAAAAAAAAUAUUAGAAAUAAAUUGAUUUCUUUAGAUCAUGAUCGAGCAAGAUGUUUUGCC
Messenger RNA from Polistes canadensis, 1612 nucleotides. RefSeq lists its product as uncharacterized. NCBI's taxonomy places the organism in Eukaryota, Metazoa, Arthropoda, Insecta, Hymenoptera, Vespidae. The transcript is spliced from 4 exons. The record is from RefSeq and is a predicted model, not a curated record. Bases 295 to 1524 code for a protein of 409 amino acids.